AUGGCCGAAAUGCACUCGCCGGUAUCGUAUAGCCCAGAUGCACUCGCCGGUGCCGGAUGGCCCAGAAGCACUCGCCUGUGCCGGAUUGUCCAGAUGCACUCGUCGGUGCCGAAUGACCCAAAUGCACUUGUCUCUCUUCUAGAUCCAGAAUUUCUGCAGAAGAUGUCGCCGUUUCCGGAUGAGAUUCUAGCAAACAUUCUUUCUCGAUUGCCUGUUAAGUGUCUGCUCCGUUCAAGGUGUGCAUCUAAAUCCUGGCUUGCCCUAAUCAGUACUUCAUAUUUCGUUAAAUUGCAUCUGAACCGAUCUGUCCAAACCAAGAGCAACCUCGACCUCCUCCUGUGGGACGGCGAUACCUAUAGGGUGGACUUUGAUUCCUUAGACGACACCGUUUUUCAACCUAUUGAUGUUGAUAACCAUCCGUUGAGGUGUUAUAAGAAUUACGAGACCCUUUGGGGCUCCUGUGAUGGCUUGCUUUGCAUGUCGAAUCCCAUUGGAGAUGUCAUUUUAUGGAAUCCUUCAACCAGGAAAUCUAUAAACUUGCCUUACACACCAACUGAAUUUUCCAGUGAGAAGAAAGUCUUAGAAAAUACUCGACGAGAGCGAGUUUAUCAACUUGGUUACGAUAACAUCAAUGGCGAUUACAAGGUGGUGAGACUUGUGGUACUUUAUGGGAGCCAGUUUAAAGAUUUUGAGGUUAAGGUUUAUAGUUUAAAAUCAAAUUCCUGGCAUAAGUCAGAGAAUUGUCUUCACUGUCCGGACUUUAACAGAACUGGAAAUUCAAUAGCCGGGGGAGCUAUGCACUGGAUCUCAGAUGUGAUAUCGGAUUCAAAAAAAGAAAGCUCAAUUGUUGCCUUUGAUCUUGGGACUGAGAAAUAUAGAGUAAUUCCUCCACCACCAGAGUUUUUUGGUCUUGAUUCUUCUUUAUAUUUGGAUAAUUUAGAAGGGUGUCUUUCAUUAAGUUAUCAAUACCAAUCAAUGAGUGUAGAUGUAUUUUUGUUAAAGGAAUAUGGCGGGAAAAGUGAAUAUUGGUCAAAAUUUGUUACAAUAUCACCAACAAUUCCUUUUACAUCCGUUUACACUGUGAAACCUAUUGCCUAUUCAAAAUGUGGUAAGAAAGUACUCUUGGACCUUGAUUUUGAGAUACUUGUUUGGUAUCAUUUAGAGCAUGAUUCACUUGAGGAAAUUUGGGUUGAUGGUAUGAAAAAAUUCCUUGAUGUUCUCACUUGCGUGGAAAGUCUCGUCUCCGUCGAUGUUGCCGCAGAUGUAACCAAUUCCAAUGCUAAGAAAAAACUUCAUAAAAAAGAGGACAAUAACAUAUUUUGGGUUUUGCAGGAACAAUUACUUAUAAAAGGGGUUCAGUUUGGUGCUAUAAUUCCUAUCAGGCUUGUUCGGUAUAAUUUAGAGCAGGAGUCAGUUGAAGAAAUUAUGAUUCAUGGUAUGGAUCUAUUCAUUCAAGUUCUCACCUUCGUGGAAAGUCUGUCUAGCUCCGUCGAUGUUGCAGCAGCUGUAACCAAUGCUAAUGCUAAAAGAAUCUUCAUGAAAAAGAGGAUAAUAAUAUGUCAUUCUUCGGAUAAAUUGAGAUAA
Molecule: messenger RNA, 1584 nt
Organism: Impatiens glandulifera
Lineage: Eukaryota; Viridiplantae; Streptophyta; Magnoliopsida; Ericales; Balsaminaceae
Product: F-box protein CPR1-like
Exons: 4
Coding region: 1-1584 (527 amino acids)
Molecular function (GO): protein binding
Source: RefSeq, a predicted model, not a curated record